This is a messenger RNA of Musa acuminata AAA Group (dessert banana), 2691 nucleotides long. RefSeq lists its product as uncharacterized. Bases 991 to 2403 code for a protein of 470 amino acids. NCBI's taxonomy places the organism in Eukaryota, Viridiplantae, Streptophyta, Magnoliopsida, Zingiberales, Musaceae. The record is from RefSeq and is a predicted model, not a curated record. The transcript is spliced from 2 exons.
ACUCCACUUGAAGGGAAUGUGACAGACGAUAUAACCUCGGGGAAUGUAGCAUUCCAAUAGUUUAUUCAUGUAUGCAUGGCUGGUAUCCAAAUACGUCAUUUUUGUUCCAAAGUGUGGCAUCUGUUUGAUGGUAGUGUCUGCGGCUUGGAUAGGGAGUGACCAAAGCUGAGAAGUUGGGGUGCGAAAAAGCAGCCAUGGAUGUGUUAUUCUCAUGGUAAGAUGGCGGACAGAGAAAUAAAAAGGAAGUUGCAAAUGCCUGCCUCUCCCUUUCCUUGCCUUUUAGAUACUUUUUUCUACAUAAACGACAACCAAGUUGAGGAGAGAAUAUAGGCCGUGGAUGAGCCUAGAUAGAAUGGGUGGCGUCGGGAGUCAGUCUCAUUACCUCUGUUGUGACUUCAAAAGAAUGCAGAAUAAUUUUUAUCAGAACAGCUAAGAUGAGCGGGAGGCCGAUAUUCGCUGGUGCAUAGGAUCGAUCAAACAGUGAGUGACUUCACCGCUGGUGAAUGGUUGUUGUACCAAUGACCUGUGAAAACAAACUAAUAGUAUGCUUAUUAUGUUGUACCAGUGACUUGAUUGAAACAGUCAAACCUAGUGAUACAGUCCCUAAGACAAUAAAAAGUUAUUCCAGACAGUGGAGAAUAAAACAUAAAGGAGAGUGAUAUAUAGGUAAAUACUACUUGGGGUAGGAAAAGCAAAAAAAGGAUCGUGUUAUUGUGGACUGGUGGUGGAGUGCCCUGACCUGAGCAAGGCUGAAAGCUUCCCUUUCUCACCUACAAAUACCACCCCCUCAUCCCUCACUUCUAAGCAGCGUUGCCUGCUGCCUACCUCUUCCGAGGAGCACAAGCCAAUCUAUCCCAUCCCUCCCCGACUCUUCUGCCAUCUCUGCCUCCCAAACCAAUCAAGGAAGGCACUGCUUGUCAUUCUUGUUUAAGUGACACACGAACUAAACAAACCUCACUGCUGCUUCCGUACUCUCUGUCCUAAGGGACGAUGUCGGUAGCUGUCAUGCGAAGCUCGUCCGCAACCUUCCACUUGGCCCAGCGCAGCUGGCCGGCGCCAGCGGAGCGAUACAGGAGCGAAGAGGGCCGUCCUAUGGUACAGGAGGAGAGCGACGAUGAGCUGCCCGGCCAAUUUGACAUAUGGAGUGCGAUCCAGUCGCAGAAGGCGGCCGCCGCGGCCGUUCCGGGCACUUACCUUCAUCCCCUUAUGAGGCGGUCUUCGAGUUUGUUGAGCCGGGAGAGCCUCGAGUUGUGCACGGAGAGCCUCGGGUCGGAGACCGGCUCCGGCGACUUCUCCUCCUUCGUGGAUGACCUCGACUACUGCUGUCCGCCCAAGUUCGACGAUGAAGAGAAGGAAGAGGAAAUGAAAUAUGUCCGUGAGGCGCACGCUACGGCAAUAGUAACAGGAGGAGACGAGGUGAGAGUGGUGGAGCGAGAAAGGCGUCCCCGGGGCAAGGAACUGAUGUCGGUGAACUACCAUUGCUCCACUGGCAGGCCGAGGUCGUUCCCGCCACCGCUUCCGUCGAUCUCUCGACGCAACGGGCCGUGCCUCCACAUGCGGCCUCACCGCUGCGAUGGGCGCCUCGUAGUCGAAGCCGUCCCCGUCACUUGUCGGAACUACCUUCGCGCCCAGCGCGUGGACGGCCGCCUCUUCCUCUCUUUCGUCGACCUCGGCUUCGGAGGCGAGCCUGGUGACGAGUCUGAUGCCGCUGACUGUGCUGCUGAGACUACGCCACCACAAAAACAAGAUAACGUCGAACAAGAAAAAGAAGAUCUUGAAGGAAGCGAAGCGAUGGGAAUAACACGACUAGAAGCAAAGGAAGCGGAAGAAUCAGAACAGAACUGCUACGGAGAAGAGGAAGAAGAAUCAGACGAAAAGAACUGUUACGACGAGGAGGAGGAAGAAGAGGAAGUGGAGGUCGUUGACAGGGGAACCGUCGUCGAGGUGACGGUCAGCACGCAGCCCCAGCAGCAGAGCGGCGCCCUGAAAGUGCACCGGUCUUCGCUCGUCAUCAACAAGUUCGUCGGUGGCACGCCGCUGAGUGGCAUGACCGAUGGCGACCAGAACAAUCACAACCGCACGGUUGCCUCGGCUCUGGCAGCUAGGUGGACAUCACCGACGACCACGGCGGCUAGGCGGCUGUCACCGACAACCACCACCGCAGCAGCUGCGGUGGCGGCGGCUUCUGCGCUCGGGGUCAACAUAGAGAGCUACAAUGGCCACGGUUAUGGUGGGCCAUGGACGACGCCGCUCGGCGACCGCGACCCUGCGCUCGACAACAAGCUGCUGUUCACUUCGAAGCGGCGGAACCGCGGAGAGUUGCUGCAUAACAUGAGGAGGUGCAGCCAGCUCCGGAGGCCAUUGUUCAUAUGGGAACCCUGUUGCAUUGCCACUUCCUCUUGAGACCUUACAUAGCUUCCGCGGGUCACCACAGCCUCACAUGGAUCCAUCUUAUCCCUCGGUUGCCCUCGUCUUCUACUGCUACCACCACCGCGACUACUAAGCUACUAAUUAUCACCAUCCCAUGUCGAAAAAGCCUCACUGUUUGGUUAUCUCUCGGUACUGUGGGUUCUUCUUCUCUCUUGGGUUUUUCGAACCACCAUGUCCUCUUUUUCCAACCAGUGAUUAGAUUUGAUACUGUAAUGGGAGAUUUGAGAUCAUCAUAAUAGAAUUGCUUUUGGUGCUUUUCCC